AUGGAGUCUUCAUAUAAAGAUAAAUCGAAAACCACAGCGAGUAAAGACGAUAAAAAAGCCGAAAGAAAAGCCAAACUUGAAAAGCUGGCAGCUGAAGCAAAUUUGAAAGCUACACUAAAAGAAAAAAAAAUUUUUGGUAAAAUUAAUAAAAAAUCAGACAAAAAAAAAUCAAAAUCGUCUCAUAAAACCGACAACCCUCGGAGCGAUAUUAAGCAGUUCAAGAAAAGCGAGGAGAAAAAAAGAAAAUGGAUUGAAGACGACGAGGAUUCUCUUUCAUCCUCGACAGAAAUAACUAGGGCUAAAAAUCGAAAAAGUAAGGUUAGCGAUAGCGAUUAUAACGAUUCCGGCAGCAGCAGUGAAUCCAGCACGGACGUAAAACAUAGUAAAAAAAGUAAAGUCAAUCGACUACGCGAUGAAAAAGAACUAAAAAACAGUAAGAAAGAUAAGAAAAAUGAAAAAGAACAUAAUGAGUGGGAAAUUAAGAUUCGAGAAAAGGAAGAUAAGGGACAUAAUAACGGUAUCAGCAAGAAAAAUAGCAAAGAUUCAAAGAACAAGAUAGAACUCUCUAUGAAAAAAUCACUGAAAAGAAAACAGACCCUGGGUUCAGACGAAGACAGUGACAGCAGCCUGACCGACGUGAGUAGCACUACCGAGGACGAUAGUGACGAUGAUAGUGAAGAAGAGCCCAAGGGAGUACCGCAGAAUUUGGUACCCAUCGUUGUCAUAGAUAAUAAUGUUCGAUACACUCAACCUUAUUCACAAUCGGAGGUCUCCAAGUUCUUCGAAUACAGAGAUAUCAAACGCGUUCUGUCAAAAUUUGAGAAGCCAACACCAAUCCAAGCGACAUGUUGGCCAAUCUGUUUAGGUGGAAAAGAUGUGAUUGGUAUUGCUGAGACCGGUUCGGGAAAAACUUUGGCUUUCAUUGUUCCGGCCAUUGUGCAUAUCAAAAACAAAAGUAGUGAAAUUUACCCCAACAAUAAACCAACUGUUCUCGUAAUUUCUCCAACACGUGAAUUGGCUAUGCAAAUACAAGAACAAUGUCUUUUGUUCGAAACUACAUGCGGUAUCAAAAGCGCAUGCAUUUACGGUGGAAUAUCCAAAGAUGGUCAACGUAGACAGCUGCGCAAAGGUGUUCACAUAAUUGUAGCCACACCCGGCAGGUUACUCGACCUGAUUGAUGAAAACAUUUGCGACAUCAGCAGGGUUUCCUACCUUGUUCUUGACGAAGAAUCUGUUCGCAAAUUGGCCAAUGAUUACUUGACGCGCCCCAUUAGGGUCACUAUCGGUUCACAAGAUUUGUCUGCAAAUAAUAACGUAACCCAGAUAGUCGAAGUGGUAGAAGAUAAGGAUAGAGAUAAAUUACUUGUAUCACUCUUAGAAAAAUAUCAUAAUCGAAGGAAUCGAGUGUUGGUAUUUGUUCUUUACAAGAAGGAAGCCUCACGCGUUGAAAACAUGUUGGCAAGCAAAGGAUACGAAGCACUCUCCAUUCACGGUGAUAAAAGUCAAUUCCAACGUUCAGAAGCUUUAAAAGCUUUUAAAGAUGGAAUUUAUCCACUCUUAAUUGCUACGGAUGUCGCGGCUAGAGGUCUGGAUAUUCCCGACGUAGAAUACGUAAUCAAUUACUCAUUUCCCUUGACCAUAGAAGAUUACAUCCAUCGUAUUGGGAGGACUGGACGUGCCGGAAACAAGGGAGUUUCCCAUACAUUUUUCACCUCACACGAUAGAGUUCAUUCGGGUGAACUUAUUAAUGUCUUACGCCAGGCCGAUCAAAAUGUACCGGAGUCAUUACUUAAAUUCGGAGGUGGCGUUAAAAAGAAAGAACACAAAGCUUACGGUGCAUUCUACAGGGAGAUCGAUCCUAAUUUAAAACCUAAGAAAAUCAAGUUCGAAGAUUGA
This is a messenger RNA of Acaulospora colombiana, 1896 nucleotides long. The record is from the annotation of a GenBank genome assembly. Lineage: Eukaryota; Fungi; Glomeromycota; Glomeromycetes; Diversisporales; Acaulosporaceae.